AUGUCUAAACCAAGAGUUGCAAUUAUUAUUUAUUCUUUAUAUCAUCAUGUUUAUACAUUAGCUGAAUCAAUUAAAAUUGGUAUUGAAACUACUGGUAUUAAACCAGAUUUAUUUCAAGUUCCAGAAACUUUAACUCCAGAAAUUUUGAAAUUAGUUAAAGCUCCUUCAAAACCAAAUAUUCCAAUUGCUGAACCAAAAAUUUUAAAUAAUUAUGAUGCAUUUUUAUUUGGUAUUCCAACUAGAUUUGGUAAUAUGCCAGCUCAAUGGAAAGGAUUUUGGGAUAGUACUGGUGGACAAUGGGCUCGUGGUGAUUUAAGAGGUAAAUAUGCUGGAGUUUUCGUUUCUACUGGUACUCCAGGUGGUGGUCAAGAAACUACUGUUAUUAAUACAUUAAGUACUUUAGCUCAUCAUGGUAUUGUUUAUGUUCCAUUUGGAUAUGGAUCUCCUCGUUUAACUGAUUUAAAUGAAGUUCAUGGUGGUUCUCCAUGGGGGGCUGGUACUUUUGCUGGAGCUGAUGGUUCUAGACAAGUCACUGAAUUGGAAAAAUCAAUUGCUCAACAACAAGGUGAAGAUUUUAUUAAAACUAUUACUCAAUUCAAACAAUAA
This is a messenger RNA of Candida dubliniensis CD36, 606 nucleotides long. RefSeq names its product Pst2p (gene PST2). Lineage: Eukaryota; Fungi; Ascomycota; Pichiomycetes; Serinales; Debaryomycetaceae. Gene Ontology annotation, molecular function: NAD(P)H dehydrogenase (quinone) activity; FMN binding. The transcript is spliced from 2 exons. The record is from RefSeq and is a predicted model, not a curated record. The coding region runs from base 1 to 606 and encodes 201 amino acids.